Messenger RNA from Lepus europaeus (European hare), 7154 nucleotides. RefSeq names its product MN1 proto-oncogene, transcriptional regulator (gene MN1). NCBI's taxonomy places the organism in Eukaryota, Metazoa, Chordata, Mammalia, Lagomorpha, Leporidae. The transcript is spliced from 2 exons. Gene Ontology annotation, biological process: regulation of DNA-templated transcription. The coding region runs from base 623 to 4645 and encodes 1340 amino acids. The record is from RefSeq and is a predicted model, not a curated record.
CGCCGGGGGCCGACGGGGAUCGUGCUCGGCGGAGGCUCGGGCUGUGGACAGCUGCGACUCCGCUGGCACGGGGGAGGGACCGCUCUGCCGCUGCUGCCCCGGCGCCGGCGGCGGCCGCGAAAGACCUCCCUCCCCGGCCGUCAGCAGCUCCACCACGGACUCCCGCAGGCUGCGGGCGGCGUCCCGGGGGCUCCCCAGCCGGCCCGAUCGGACUUAAGAAGGUGAUAGCUUUGCUCCCCUAAUCCCCUCUCCACCCCCUUCCCCCCACUUAACUUUUUUUUUUUUCUCCGUUCUCCUCGCGGUUGCGUCUCGUCCCCCGCUACAAACCCACCCGCUGCUGUGCCAACCGCCCGGGGCAUGGGCCCCCCAACAGGGCUCCUGGAGGCUCCUCGGCCUCGCAAGAUGUGAGAGGCCCGCUCGGGGCAGAACCAGAUCUUCAGCAGAGGAGCGGAUCGCCCCCGGCCUCCACACGCCAGGCGGGCUGGCGGUGCGCGCUGCGCCCCUGCGGCGCUGAGCGUCCCGGAGCGCCCAGUCCGGGGCCGGUACGAGUGGCUGGCCGGAGGCGCGCGGCGGACAGCAGGCUGUCAUGCUGUAUUGAUCGCCUCUUGCCCCCCCGCCAAGUAUGUUUGGGCUGGACCAAUUCGAGCCCCAGAUCAACAGCAGGAACCCUGGCCAGGGCGAAAGGAACUUUCACGAGACCGGACUGAGCAUGAACGCCCACUUUAAGGCCCCGGCUUUCCACACCGGGGGGGCCCCUGGCCCCGUGGACCCUGCCAUGAGCGCGCUGGGCGAGCCCCCGCUCCUGGGCAUGAGCAUGGAGCCGUACGGCUUCCACGCGCGCGGCCACUCAGAGCUGCACGCAGCGGGGUUGCAGGCGCAGCCUGUGCACGGCUUCUUCGGCGGCCAGCAGCCUCACCACGGCCACCCGGGAGGCCACCACCCCCACCAGCACCACCCCCACUUCGGGGGCAACUUCGGGGGCCCGGACCCGGGCGCCUCGUGCCUGCACGGGGGUCGCCUGCUCGGCUACGGUGGCGCAGCCGGCGGCCUGGGCAGCCAGCCGCCCUUCGCGGAGGGUUACGAGCACAUGGCCGACAGCCAGGGGCCAGAGAGCUUCGGUCCGCAGCGGCCGGGAAACCUCCCGGAUUUCCACAGUUCGGGCGCCUCCGGCCACGCUGUGCCUGCCCCCUGCCUGCCGCUGGACCAGAGCCCUAACCGGGCCGCCUCUUUCCACGGCCUGCCCGCUUCCAGCGGCUCGGACUCGCACAGCCUGGAGCCCCGGAGGGUGACCAGCCAAGGGGCCGUCGACUCGCUGGAAUACAAUUACGCGGGCGAGGGCCCCCCGGGACAUUUUGACAUGUUCUCGCCCUCUGACUCCGAGGGUCAGCUGCCUCAUUAUACAGCGGGUCGCCAGGUUCCUGCUGGCGCUUUCCCGGGCGCCUCGGCCAUGCCCAGAGCCGCGGGCAUGGUGGGUUUGUCCAAAAUGCACGCCCAGCCCCCGCCGCCGCCGCCGCCGCCGCCGCCGCAGCAACAGCAGCAGCAGCCCCCGCAGCAGCCCCCGCAGCAGCCGCACGGGGUGUUCUUCGAGAGAUUCGGCGGCGCCCGCAAGAUGCCUGUGGGACUGGAGCCCGGAGUGACCUCCAGGCACCCGCUGAUGCAGCCUCCCCAGCAGGCCCCGCCGCCCCCGCAGCCGCAGCCCCCGCAGCAGCCGCCGCAGCAGCCGCCGCCGCCGCCACCCGGGCUGCUCGUCCGGCAAAAUUCGUGCCCGCCUGCGCUCCCGCGGCCCCCGCAGGGCGAGGCGGGCACGCCCAGCGGCGGCCUGCAGGACGGGGGCCCCAUGCUGCCGAGCCAGCACGCGCAGUUCGAGUACCCCAUCCACCGGCUCGAGAACCGGAGCAUGCACCCCUACUCCGAGCCGGUUUUCAACAUGCAGCACCCCACUCCGCAGCAGGCGCCCAACCAGCGGCUGCAGCAUUUCGACGCGCCCCCGUACAUGAACGUGGCCAAGAGGCCGCGCUUCGACUUCCCGGGCAGCGCGGGAGUGGACCGCUGCGCAUCGUGGAACGGGAGCGUGCACAACGGGGCUCUGGACAACCACCUCUCGCCCUCCGCCUACCCGGGCCUGCCGGGCGAGUUCACGCCGCCCGUGCCCGACAGCUUCCCCUCGGGGCCUCCCUUGCAGCACCCGGCACCGGACCACCAAUCCAUGCAGCAGCAGCAGCAGCAGCAGCAACAGCAGCAGCAGCAACAGCAGCGCCAAAACGCGGCCCUCAUGAUCAAACAGAUGGCGUCGCGCAAUCAGCAGCAGCGGCUUCGCCAGCCCAACCUGGCCCAACUAGGCCACCCCGGGGACGUGGGCCAGGGCGGCCUGGUGCACGGCGGCCCGGUGGGCAGCUUGGCUCAGCCGAACUUUGAGCGCGAAGGCGGCAGCGCCGGCGCGGGGCGCCCGGGCGCCUACGAGCAGCAGGCGCCGCACUUGGCGCAGGAGAGCGCGUGGUUCCCAGGGCCGCACCCGCCGCCGGGAGACCUGCUGGCCCGCAGGAUGGGCGGCUCCGGGCUGCCGGCUGACUGCGGCCCGCACGACCCCAGCCUGGCGCCUCCCCCUGCUCCGGGAGGCCCGGGGGUGCUGUUCCGGGGCCCUCUGCAGGAGCCGCUGAGGAUGCCCGGAGAAGGCCACGUGUCCGCGCUGUCCUCGCCGGGCCUGCAGUUCGGGGGCGGCCUGGCCGGCCUGGGCCCGCUGCAGUCGCCUGGGGCUGGGGUGGGGCUGCCCAGCGCGGCUUCGGAGCGCCGGCCCCCACCGCCACCGCCGCCGGACUUCGCCGCGCCGGCGCUCGGGGGCCAGCCGGGCUUCCCGUUCGGCGCAGCAAGCCGGCAGGCCACGCCGCACAGCGGCCCGGGCGUGAACUCGCCCCCGAGCGCGGGCGGGGGCAGCGGCGGCGGCGGCGGCGGGGGCGGCUCGGGCGCGGGCAGCGGCGGGGGCGGCGGGGGUGCUUACCCGCCGCAGCCGGACUUCCAGCCCAGCCAGCGCGCCUCGGCCAGCAAGCUGGGCGCGCUCUCGCUGGGCUCCUUUAACAAGCCCAGCUCCAAGGACAACCUGUUUGGCCAGAGCUGCCUGGCCGCGCUCUCCACGGCCUGUCAGAACAUGAUCGCCAGCCUCGGGGCCCCUAACCUGAAUGUGACCUUCAACAAAAAGAACCCGCCGGAGGGCAAGAGGAAACUGAGCCAGAACGAGGCGGACGGCAGCGCAGCCGGGGCGGGUAACCCCGGCUCGGAUUACUUCCCGGGAGGGACUGCGCCCGGGGCCCCGGGGCCCGGAGGCCCGUCGGGGACCAGCCAAGGCGGCAGCUCCAAAGCCGCGGGGCCACCCAACCCGCCCGCGCAGGGGGACGGCACCAGCCUGUCCCCCAACUACACCCUGGAGUCCACCUCGGGGAACGACGGCAAGCCGGUCCCCGGGGGCGGCGGCCGGGGCCGGGGGCGCAGAAAAAGGGACAGUGGCCACGUGAGCCCCGGGACCUUCUUCGACAAAUUCUCCGCGGCUGCGGACAGCGGGGGCGCGCCUGGGGUGAGCCCGGGGCAGCCGCCGCCGCCGCCGCCGCCGCCGCCGCCACCGCCCGGCGCGGCCGUCGUGGUCGUCGGGGCGGGCUCGGCGAGCGAGGCGCGCGGCGCGCCGACGCCCCACGAGAAGGCGCUCACGUCGCCGUCGUGGGGGAAGGGGGCCGACUUGCUCCUAGGGGACCAGCCCGACCUCAUGGCGUCCCUGGACGGCGGGGCCAAGGGGGCUGGGAGCUCGCCGCACGUGGGGGAGUUUGCCUCGGACGAGGUGAGCACGAGCUACGCCAACGAGGACGAGGUGUCAUCCAGCUCCGACAACCCUCCGGCCCUGGCCAAAGCGAGUAGGAGCCCGCUGGUGACCGGCUCGCCCAAACUGCCUCCCCGUGGGGUGGGCGCCGGGGAGCACGGACCUAAGGCGCCCCCGCCCGCGCUCGGCCUGGGCAUCCUGUCUACCUCUACCUCGACGCCUGACAGCUAUGGCGCGGGCGGGGGCGCCGGCCACCCUGGCACGCCGGGCCUGGAGCAGGUCCGGACCCCGACCAGCAGCAGCGGCGCGCCGCCGCCGCCCGACGAGAUCCACCCGCUGGAGAUCCUCCAGGCCCAGAUCCAGCUACAGAGGCAGCAGUUCAGCAUCUCCGAGGACCAGCCGCUGGGGCUCACGGGUGGCCGGAAGGGCGAGUGCGCCGUCGAGGCGUCCGGCGCGCGCAAUGGAGACAGCGAGUUGGGCAGCUGCUGCUCCGAGGCCGUCAAGAGCGCCAUGAGCACCAUCGACCUGGACUCCCUGAUGGCUGAGCACAGCGCCACCUGGUACAUGCCCACCGACAAGGCCCUGGUGGACGGCGCGGACGACGACAAGACGCUGGCGCCUUGGGAGAAGGCCAAGCCCCAGAACCCCAACAGCAAAGAAGCCCACGACCUCCCCGCGAGCAAGGGGUCAGCCUCGCAGCCCGGCAGCCAUCUGCAGUGCCUGUCCGUCCACUGCACGGACGACGUGGGCGACGCCAAGGCCCGCGCGUCCGUGCCCACCUGGAGGUCCCUGCACUCCGACAUCUCCAACAGAUUUGGGACGUUUGUGGCCGCCCUGACUUGAAGCGACGACGAGAGAGACCCCCUUCCCAGCCAGGCCCUGCCCCCCCCCUCCACCCUUGUCCAUCUGAAAGUGCCACUCCCGAGUGGCUGAUGGCGAUUUUUUGUUUUCCUUGGUUGGUACCUGCUUGGUGGCGUCUGGACCGGAAGGGGUUAAUUUAAAGGGGAGAUAGAAACCCCCCACCCCCUGCAAAAGCUUUUUUUUUUUUUUUUAAAGAAACUGUCAAGGCCACCGACAAUGUCACCAGUGUUAACCCUUCUGCAGUUAGCAACUUUUCCUUCAGCCUCUGUGCCGGCUCUCCGUAAUCUAGGCUCCUUCUUUCCACGCCUUCUUUCUCGUUUUACUCCCGAUGCUCUGUGUCCACCGCUACUGCAUAAUCAGACGCGAGCUGCCUCCCUUUUUAUUCUCUUUUACUUUCUCUCUCUCGUCUCCCUGCCCCCUCCCCCUCCUCCUCCUCCUCCUCCUCUCUCUUGCUCUCUCUCUCUCUCUUUUUCCUUUGUUCACUGCUUGUUAAAAUGAAAAUCUUGGAGGAUAGUGCUUCUGGAAUAUUGCCAGGUGAAAGUCAAAUUGUCAUCAUGAUAUUAUAUAUUGACACCCAACUGUCAUCAGUCAGACAGGAGCCCAACAAUUAAUGGCCCCCUUACGUAUUGCGCCUGGGGUUUUGUGUUGUCUGUGCCCUGAGAGAAUAGAUGGAUUUUUGUUCCUACAAACACAGCCCUCAGCCCUCAGCCUCCUUCCCUUCCACACUCUCUCCUGCUGGAAGCUGGCUCUCUCGGCAGCCGACACAAUGAUGCGUCCAGCCUGCUCUGGGAGAAGGAGUUGGAAUGUUCUGGAAUGUUCUGGAAUGUUUGACAGUGGUGUUUUUUCUCCCCCUUUCUGGGCCUCCUAGCAAGCUUCCAGGCUCCACAUUUGUGCACUCCAUGCAAAGCAGCCUUGGGUGUGCAUGGUGGGGGUGGUGACUGCCCUUCCUGCCUAUGCACACUUUGGGCAGGGGUGGGGGUGGGAAGGGCUACAGGCUCCGGCCCUUGCUGCAACACCGGGCUGGCUCAUCCUUGGAGCUGUGGGAAGAUGGAGUCUGCACUCUCGCCCUUUCUUGGCCUGGCAUCCUGGGGAAGAAGGAGGGGGCCAAGUGUGCCUCCCCCACCCUGGGCAGCCUCUGUCCCUGGGUCCCCUCCUCCAGGCUCAGCCUGCAGGGCCCUGCAGCCCCACCCCACGGGGUUCUCCUUCUCUGAGCCCGGCUUCCCUGCCUGAGUCUGUGGUCUGCAGAGCUGGAGGAGCGGGAAGGACAUGGCUUCCUGGCUUUUAGUUUUUACCCCUGGAACUCCCACCGGCCUGGCCUGUGGCGUCAGUCCCACCUGGUUGCAAAAGUCAGAGCCACGCCCCCAUGCGGCUUCGCCUUGGGUGCUGUCGGCACCUGCAGACGUUUGUGGGGGCUCUGGGGUGGGGGGAGCAGAGCUGCCAGGGAAGGUGAGACCACGAGCAGCCGGUCCCAGCGCCUCCCCCCGCCCUUGACCUUGGUGUUUCUGUCUGUUUUGUUCCGAGCAAGCUCCAUCUUGCAUCUCCCUCUGCCCCGUGGCGCAGCGGCUGUAGCCCUGCCUGCUUCCAGCGCUGACCUGAGGGCUUUGGGCUGAUGUGCAGCUCCUACAGUGUCCAGUUCACGGAACCUUUCAGCAAAGAGAGAGAAGCUUCCAGAAAACCCCUCUCCCCCCACCCCUCUCUCUGUCUCUCUGUCUCUCUCCCCUCCCUCCUGCUUCCUGUUUCUUGGCCGGGUGCGGUUCUCGCCUGGGCAGUCUGACGGGGGCGGCACGGGCUGCCACCAGGAGCAGGUGGCACGCACCGCCCGCGUGGGGAGAGCAGGGAGGGAGUCUCUCCCCGGCCGCUUGGCCACGUUUGAGCAGAACCCCACCUCGCCUCCUGCGAGAGCUUCCUCACUUCCCUUCGACAAACAGGACUGAGUUCCCCGUGAUUGCUUAAGGGGGGGAACAGAGCGUCUCCUGCCUUUGACUUCCCCAGCCCACGUGGAGGAGGCGUCGGCCGGCAGUUCCCCGGGCUCGGCAAUCCUGGAAGCCCCCCAACUUUGCAACGUUCUUGCUCCUUGCCACCCCGGAUCGGAGCAGCUUUAACAAUCGCCUUAAGCAAACGGAUGUCAUUUCAGUCGGUUUGGUUCAAUGGAAGGAGUAGCAGCAAAUGGGACAGACACCCGCCGCCCGUAGAUCCACCCUGCGUAGCAAACUCUUCGGGAAAGAACACGAAAAUGGUAUUGCACAUGUAAAAUAUGAAAACUUAACUCUACUGUGUGUUAAGCAAUCCUGUAAUCUUUUUUGACUUUUAAAAGAAAUUCAUUUCUGAAAUGCUUGGUUGGAAGACUGUGACAAUAGCUCAUGAAAUUGAGUGUUAUUUUUUUCUUUCUUUUUAAAAAAAUAUGUAAAGUGCGGUCUUCUGUAUCCACGCAUAUUGUAUAUACCUGUAUAUGUUUUCCUGAGCAGCUAAAGGACAAUAAAUAUGACCUUAA